CUAAAAAUAAUGGGACACUUGGAAGACUACAUCAUAUUCUAAAAAAUCCUCCACCAAUUUCGAAAUCUAGUGCUAGUCUACCCGGUAAGGUAUGCAGAGUACCUCAAGAAUCUGCAAUCUUAGCAGUUAGACAGAAUUGCACCGAAUGUAUUUGUUCUUUUUGCCAUCCUUCUCUUAGAGCCAAUUUAACUCGUAGUAACGAGGCUUUAAAGAUGACUGCUGAGCAAGAAAAACAUUCAGAACAGCAUAACCUCCCGUGGGGUGUACCUAAAUAUGAAAAUGCUAUGGACACGUGUACACUUUAUCAUAAGCAAUACAUAUCUGGAUAUAGUAAUAUCUACCAUAUACCUUUAUUCGCUGGUUAUUUCCUGUCUGAUAAG
Messenger RNA from Trichoplax adhaerens, 380 nucleotides. RefSeq lists its product as uncharacterized. NCBI's taxonomy places the organism in Eukaryota, Metazoa, Placozoa, Uniplacotomia, Trichoplacea, Trichoplacidae. The transcript has 4 exons. The annotation marks the transcript as partial. The record is from RefSeq and is a predicted model, not a curated record.